This is a messenger RNA of Myzus persicae (green peach aphid), 3816 nucleotides long. RefSeq names its product lachesin-like. Lineage: Eukaryota; Metazoa; Arthropoda; Insecta; Hemiptera; Aphididae. The record is from RefSeq and is a predicted model, not a curated record. The transcript is spliced from 7 exons. Gene Ontology annotation, biological process: synapse organization. Gene Ontology annotation, cellular component: neuron projection membrane. The coding region runs from base 1 to 1140 and encodes 379 amino acids.
AUGAAUUUUUUUAAUUUGCCAUCUUCAGAAAAGGAAAGUGUGCAAUUUCUUCAAGAAUGCGGAGUGUUGCCAAGUGUACGAAUUUGUCAAAACAAUCACUUGGCAAAGUUAUAUUUUGGAAAAGAAAUAUUUUGGAAAUUUAAUGUUAAGAAAUGCCAAAAAAAGAUUCGAUUUUGCGGUAAGAUAGUUAUUAUUUUCAAAAUAAUAAUAUCUUUGAAUAUCCUCGCCGUAUUCCUGAACCAAUUAAUUAAUAAAACACUGAACGGCAUUUUCACUCACAACUUUAUAUGCGUGUUCAUUGUGUGGAAUCCGAUUGGAAAUAAGGAGUGCACAGACAACCUAAAAGUCUAUGUCAGUGAUGUAUCGGAAUGCCUGUUGAGCAAAUCAAAUAAACAUCAAAAUAACUUGGGUGAAUUCUCGGGGAAACCUGAUCUACCAUACUUCGAUAAGGCAGCGUCGAAAAAUGUGACGUCGCCUUUGGGAAAAACGGCCUAUCUCAACUGCAGAGUCAAAAAUCUUGCCAACAGAACCGUCUCCUGGGUCAGACACCGGGACAUUCACCUGUUGACCGUCGGCCGGUAUACAUAUACCGGCGACCAGCGUUUCCGAUCGAUCAAUCAACCACCCAGCGAAGACUGGACCCUCCAGAUCAAGUAUCCGCAGAUCAGAGACUCAGGUAUCUACGAAUGCCAGAUAUCCACUACGCCACACAUCAGCCAGUACAUUCAUCUCCAAGUCGUUGAACCCCGUACUGACAUUAUUGGAGGACCGGAAAUAUUCAUUGAUCGAGGAAGUACCAUCAACCUGACAUGUGUUGUAUUACAUAGCCCGGAACCGCCGUCUUACAUAUUUUGGAAUCAUAAUAAUGCUAUUAUCAGUUACGAUUCGCCCAGAGGAGGCGUGAACGUAGUCACCGAAAAAGGAACGGUAACCACCAGUCAUCUGCUCAUACAAGAAGCUCGGGUCGAGGACAACGGCCGAUAUCAGUGCAACCCGUCCAACUCACAGCCAAAGUCCAUCAACGUACACGUGUUGAACGGAGAGUACCCGGCGGCGAUGCAACACGGCGGCCAAGCUCACCAGAGGACCACCCACAUGUAUUGCUUGAUAUUUUUCGCGUGCAUGCUGCUGCACGUGUAAGCACGACGACGACGGGUGCGCACAAGACGACGUAGUGCACUGCGCCGGAUGUCCGGUCCGGGUGUCGUCUUCGCCUCAUCCACAUUCGACCCACACAUUCGAUCCGUCUCUUGGACCCGAUCUAUAUAUUUUUGUUAAUAUUAUAAUAAUGACAUUAUUGUGUUUUGUACAAGAUAUUAUUGUCCGCAGCUCUGCACACGUGCACUCACUACUAGACCCACCAUACGAACCCACGAGGUGUUGCUCUGCACGUGCAUUUAGGGUGCACCGUCGACGGGUGAAACGCCGGCGAGUGCGCUUCGAGUGCGCUUCGAGUGCGCGCGCACUCUGUGUGUCUGUGUGUGUGUGUGUGUGUGUGUGUGUGUGUGUGUGUGUGUGUGUUGGUGUGCGUGCGCGAGUGUUUUUUUGCGCUAUCGAUACGAUGCGGGCAAAAAAAAAAAAUUUAAAAAAACCCCUCUGGAUUGUAUAGUAGCAGUUUUAGAAAAAAUAAAAUAAUAUAAUUUACCGCGUUCCACGAAGACCGACCGACCGCCGAGUGAGAUGGAGAUGCGAAAAAAAAAGAAACUGUAAUAUUAUUAUUUUAACGACGGCUUCCGCCGCAUUGCGUCAAAAGCGCUAUUAUAUUUAAAUGUGUGUGCGUGUGUGUGUGUGUGUGCGUGUUUGUAUGUGUGUGUGUGUGUGUGUGACGACGGGUGACAUGGGCGAGCUGUGUGUUCACCUUGUCGAGGCGGGCGAACGCCGUCAAACGUGGAAAUUCAAUGGUUCGAUGAUUAUGGAAACUCUUCCGCCCCCCCCNCCCAACCAACAGCGGUUCAGUAAGAAUAAAAUGUAGAAAAUAAUCCGUACCACACAAAACCACCCCCAACCUUGCAACUGCAACCCUCAACCACAGGCCGCGACCCAUCAAGUGAAGCGUACAUUUAACUUUUUUUUUAUUACACACUCGUCGUCGUCGUCGUCGUUUGAACUUACGCGUAUGAAAUAUACUCAACACGAAUCGACCGAAAUUAUGAAGAAAAAAAAUUAUUUUUCCCUCUCUAUUCCACGCGUCGCAUGAUUGUUAAAAUACGCUUAGGACGACGUCCGCCGGUUAGGUUCCACCAGCCCCCCACCCACCAACAAUCUACUGGCAACGGCUAAUCUCCAAACCCUGGAGGUUUCGACGACGACGACGACGACGUCUGAGCCCUCUGCAAAGACUGCUGGGUUUUUCCGGGAAUUUCUUCCACCCCGUGUAACCGCACGAACGACGUCCGAGCGUCAUAAUAAUAUUCGAUUCGUAUGCCCUCGUGUCUCCCCCGUCAAAGAUGAUAAUAUUGUUGUAAUUUUGUAAAAUAAUUUAUACAUAAUAUAAUUAUUAUUAUUAUUAUUAUUAUUAUUAUUAACUACUAUAAUAUCGUCAUUAGACCAACACAAUAUUGUGUACAUUAGCUUCGCGUAUACGUCACAAUGAUAACGAGUCGUUAUAGUUGUAUAAGCUAUUGUUGUGAACAAUCGUCAACGGUUUUUUUUGUUUUUAUUUUUUAGAUUACCCGACAAAAAUCAAAUCUGUUGUUUGUCCGUCAGAGACGUAGUUCUAUACAAUAUUUAAGUCAUUUAGCAUUAAAUCAAUGUAUCAUAUUAUUAUAUAAUAUUGAACUUGUAUUAUCUCCCAUUCGAUAUUAUAGACUCGCACACUGUUUUUAGGCGACUUCGAAUUUCGAUAUUACGUAUACUCUAUCUGUAUGAUAAUAUAGUUAAUAAUUAUAAUCGGCCGUCUGCUGGUUACUUAAUUUGAAAAUAUGUACCGCCGUUGUGGGUGCGUACCUAUAUAAUAUAAUAUGUGACGCGGACUCGCGAUUAUCUGUGUGUAGAACUACUGAAAUUAUUAUAACGUAAUAAUAUUAUACGGUUAUUUAAACAUUAUCCGAUUAGGUAUUAGGAAAAUGCGCUUCGUUUUUUUUUUUGUUUUUUUUGUUUUUUUUUUUUUUAAUAUUAAAAUGUAACAUACAAUUCUACUACUAUAUUAAAUAUUAUAUAAUAACAAUAUUCAAUACCUAACUGUAAGUGUGUAUAUAUAUUAUAUGAAAAAAAAAUAAUAAUAAUAAUGAUAAUUUCUUCUUCGUCUUUUUCUAUAAACCGUAAAAUGAUAACUCUUACUAAAAGUUAAAACUAUAAGCCUCUGUACGAGAAACGACAUCUAUUUAAAAGCAGGUACCUACUAUGUUAUUAUUAUUAUUAUUAUUAUAUACCUAGCCGAAGUUGUCCGUUAACGCCGUCGCCGCCGCGCCGAUUGGGUACCUAAUAAUAUUAUACCUAAUAAAUAAAUAUUGCGUAUGUUACUAUGUUAUAACGAACACUGUGUUGUACUUUAGGCUUGUUGUUUAAAUAUUGACGAUAUUGAUAUUAUUUUAAAGUUUAAACUAUUCGUUGUCCACAUUGAUUUUGUAUCCUCAUGUGUUUAUAUUAUAUUAUAUUAUUAUUAUAAGUGUACAUAACGUGUAUUGUAUGCCAAUAAGAUAAUAAUUAUAAUAUUGUCUAACCAAAAGAUAGUUAAGUUAUAUUUAUAUAAAAAAAAAAAAUAAUAAUAAUUACAACAACAACAACAACAACAACAAUAAUAAUAAUAAUAACAAUACCAUUUAAAACGAUUGUUACCUAACUGAGAUAAGCUAGUAAAACAAACAAAAAAAAAAA